Messenger RNA from Ananas comosus (pineapple), 725 nucleotides. RefSeq names its product ubiquitin-60S ribosomal protein L40. The record is from RefSeq and is a predicted model, not a curated record. The coding region runs from base 75 to 461 and encodes 128 amino acids. Gene Ontology annotation, cellular component: nucleus; cytoplasm; ribosome. Gene Ontology annotation, molecular function: ubiquitin protein ligase binding; protein tag activity; structural constituent of ribosome. Lineage: Eukaryota; Viridiplantae; Streptophyta; Magnoliopsida; Poales; Bromeliaceae. The transcript has 5 exons. Gene Ontology annotation, biological process: protein ubiquitination; translation; modification-dependent protein catabolic process.
UUAGGGUUAGGGUUAGGGUUAGGGUUAGGGUUUAGGGAGCGGGAAUUGCGAGCGCGAGCGAGGAAGAAGCCACGAUGCAGAUCUUCGUGAAAACCCUAACGGGGAAGACGAUCACCCUUGAGGUGGAGAGCAGCGACACCAUCGACAACGUCAAGGCCAAGAUUCAGGACAAGGAAGGGAUUCCGCCGGAUCAGCAGCGGCUUAUCUUCGCCGGGAAGCAGCUCGAGGAUGGGAGGACCCUCGCCGAUUACAACAUCCAGAAGGAGUCAACAUUGCACUUGGUGCUGAGGCUGAGGGGUGGUAUCAUUGAGCCCUCUUUGAUGGCUCUUGCUAGGAAGUACAACCAGGACAAGAUGAUCUGCAGAAAGUGCUAUGCUCGUCUUCAUCCUAGGGCAGUGAACUGUCGCAAGAAGAAAUGUGGUCACAGCAAUCAGCUGAGGCCAAAGAAGAAGAUCAAGUAAAUUUCUCAGUUGUUUGCUUCCUGUGUUAUGGUACUACUCUAUCUGAAUGCUGAACAUGUGGUUUGGUAUUUUCUUGUACUUCCAUAUCACUGGUUUUAGUUUUGUUGGCUAAACAGACUAUAUCAUUUUGGCAGUGCUAUAUUUUAGUCCUCACUGAAGUAGACUUUUCAUCUUUUAUAUUUUCCGCAAAUGAAAACUUUUCCUGGAAAUUAGUUUUUCAAGAUUUGUCUUUCUCAUAUAGUAUGAAUUCAUGUUCACCAUGCA